Messenger RNA from Chelmon rostratus (copperband butterflyfish), 9014 nucleotides. RefSeq names its product HEAT repeat containing 5a (gene heatr5a). Gene Ontology annotation, biological process: intracellular protein localization; retrograde transport, endosome to Golgi; endocytosis. Bases 237 to 6485 code for a protein of 2082 amino acids. The transcript has 42 exons. The record is from RefSeq and is a predicted model, not a curated record. NCBI's taxonomy places the organism in Eukaryota, Metazoa, Chordata, Actinopteri, Chaetodontiformes, Chaetodontidae. Gene Ontology annotation, cellular component: Golgi apparatus; membrane; endocytic vesicle.
GGCUCAGUCGCGGCUCAGCUGUCUGCAGUUUGUGACAUUAAGAGCAUCAAAAUAAAGUAAAACAAACUUUCUGCCCGCGUGUUUGUGGACUCACGCUUUUCCGUACGGAUUCAGGACUUUUGACCGACACUAACAGGCUUUUGAAGGAUGCCGAAGCACGACAGAAGAUUUCAGUUUAACUGAGAGGAGGAGGAGGAGGAGGAGCAGGAGCAGGAGGGGGCUGGUGGAGGUUUGCCAUGGAGCGAGCUCACAGCCUCCUGCUGAACGAGGAGGUGUGCAGUCAGCUGGCUGAACCUCAGAGGGCGGAGUUCAUCUUUGAAUGGCUGAACCACCUGAAGAAGCUCCUUCCUGCCACCGACCGGGCCGACAUCAAACAGAACCAGCGGCGUCUGAUCGACCAGCUGUCGGGCGUUCUGAUCGGCUCCCCCGGCCCGCCGACCCGCUGGCUGCUGGCCCACUGCUUGGCCCUGCUCUACCGCCUGGGAGACCCCGUUCCCUCCAGCCUAUUGGUCGAGAGGUGCAAUGACAUCAUCCGCAGCAAAGACGACUCUCCGUCGAGCCUCCCCACACGGCUGGCAGCCGUUUCGUGUGUCGGCGCUCUGUUCGAGCAGCUCGGCCGGAUGCUCGUCGGCUCCUUCAAAGACACGCUGGCCAACCUGCUGAAGGCCAUGAAGAGCGCUGAGUCUCAGGGUCGGUAUGAGAUCAUGCUGAGCUUGGAGAAGAUCCUGCGAGGUCUGGGAGUCAGCGCCGUGCCGUGCCACCGUGACGUCUACAAGGCGGCGAGGACGUGUCUGACGGACCGAUCCACGGCCGUACGCUGUGCCGCUGCCAAGUGUUUGCUGGAGCUGCAGAGGGAGGCGGCGUUCCUGUGGACCAGCGAGCUGGAGAACGUGGCCACUCUGUGCUUCAGAGCCUUCGAAGGAUCCAACUACAACGUCAGAGUGUCGGUCGCCAAGCUGCUGGGAACUCUGCUGGCCGCCGCCGUGGAGCCCCGACAGCCCGCAGCACCCCCCAGACAGGGUGGGCGGGGUCGGAGCUCCCUGGAGGAGGUGAUGGAUUUGUUGUCGGGGGGGUUCCUGCGAGGCGGCGCGGGUUUCCUCCGAGCCAGCGGAGACAUGCUAAAAGGGACCAGCUCCGUCAGCAAGGACGUCCGAAUCGGAGUCACGCAGGCCUGCGUGGUCUUCGUCUCCACCCUGGGCGGCUCCUGGUUGGAGGCGAACUUCCCAGCCUUCCUGUCCCUGCUGAUGGAGUUGGCGUCCCACGGCAGGGCCACGCAGACGCCGGGAGACGCCGUGGUGACCCGCUGCUGCGUCUCUUUCAUCCUGAGGACCACCCUGGGGUCUCUGCUGGGAGAAAAGGCUCAGACCAACGCCGCCAAACAGCUCUGCCUCGCCGUGGCUUCGCAGAAACGAGCCAUCGGUGAGCAGAAACUGUCCUCCGUGUGUUUACAGCAUGCGGCUCUGACUGAUGGGAACAUGGAGACCAGAGUUUCGUCUGCAGACGUCUCAGCCAGUCAGCAUGUGUUGGUGUGCUGCCUGGUGGAACUGGGAGCACUUAUACAGGGACUGGGAUCCACCGCCGCCCCCCUCCUCACCGACAGCAGCACAGCCCUCUUGGAUACGGUGGUCUCCGUCCUCCUCCACCCCGUCUCCUCGGCCUGUCUGGCCGCCGCCUGGUGCCUGCGCUGUGUUGCCGUGGCGAUGCCGUCCCAGGGUUCCCUGCUGCUGGAUCGCUGCGCCGAGCGGCUGGUGGCGCUGAAGUCUUCCCCUGAAGCUGUGGCCGGGUACGGAGCCGCCGUCGCCGCCCUGGUGGCUGCAGUGCAGCACUGCCCUCUGGGAAUACCACACACCAAAGGCAUGGUGGUUCUGGGUCUGGCUGAGGACCUGCUGCGUUCAGCCUCUCAGAACAGUCGUAUGUCUCUGCAGAGGACUCAGGCCGGCUGGCUGCUCGUCUCCUCUCUCAUCACAUUGGGCCCAGCUGUAGUAGAGCACCACCUGUCCCGUCUCCUCCUCUUGUGGCGGUGUGUGUUUCCUGCUUCACUCAGGGAGCAGGAGAUGGAGCUGCGACGGGGGGACUACUUUACGUGGCAGGUCACACUAGAGGGACGUGCUGGGGCGCUCUGCGCGAUGAAGAACCUGCUGCUGCACUGCAGGGAGCUCGUCACCGAUGACAUCAUCAACCGUCUGCUCACACCAUUGGCCUGCGCUGUGGCCCUGCUCACCAAGUUGCCGGCUCUCGUCAGGUCUUACAGCACUUCAGUUCGCAGCUGGUCGGUCGUUUACAGGCUGAGAGUCUACGAGCUGCUCGCUCUGCUUCCUCCACACAACUACCAAGAGAGCUUUGGUUUGGUGAUGAACCAGCUGGUGACUGACCUGUCUGGUCAGGACAACCUGAACCACCCGUGUCCAGAGCUCACCCUCCUUCCUCCCCUCUGUCACCGUGACGACCUGCCUCUGGUCGGCCCCGCCCUCCAGGACACCGACCACAAAUACAUUGAGGAACAGCUCUACGGCAGCAGUGUGGGAGGCGGCUCUCUGGACAACGACACCUUCAGUCUGUGUGAGAGGAGUGAUGAAGCCCCCGCUCCUCUUCCUCCUCCCGUCGCUCUGACAGCUGCCGCUGUCCGUCUCUUUGGAGUGCUCUUCCCCCACAUCAUCUCCGCGCAGAGAGUCAAGAUACUGGAGCAGUUUGUGGAGACAGUGAACCAGCUGAAGGGUCAACGGCAGCAGACCGUCCAGACACACGUCUGUGCUGCCCUCUGCAGUCUGCUCAAGCACCAGGGCGGGAUUCGGGGGUCUCUGGGGCCGGAGGAGGUGCGUUCCCCAGCGUUGUCCCUCCUGACGGGGGCGCUGGAGAGUGCCAGUCCUCUGCUGCGCUGUCUGGCUGCUGAAGGACUGGCCCGGCUGGUUCAGGUGGUGGGAGACCCCGGCUUCACGGUCUCCGUCUCUCUGCUCUGCUUUGACAGGCUGAAGACGGCUCGAGACGCAGCAUCUCGCAGUGGUUACGCUCUGGCCCUGGGGGCGCUGUACCGCUACACUGGAGGAAUCAGCUCACCUCAACACCUGUCCACCUGCCUGGGAGUCCUGUUCACCCUGAGCCAGGACAGCACCUCACCUGAGGUCCAGACCUGGUCUCUCCACAGUCUCUCUCUGGUAGUCGACCUGUCUGGCGGUUUGUACCGCACCCAUGCCGAGCCGUCCUUCACCCUGGUGAUCCGGCUGCUGCUGUCGGCACCACCCACCCACCCCGAGGUUCACCACAGCCUGGGACGCUGCCUGCAUGCCCUCAUCACCUGCCUGGGCCCCGACCUGCAAGGUGAGGGUGCAGCAGUGUCCGGUCUCCGCUCCAGCUGUCUGGUGGGAUGUGGAGUGAUGCAGGCCAGUCCAGACUCUCUGGUUCAGACCAGAGCCAUUUCCUGUCUGCAGCAGCUGCACAUGUUCUCACCGCCACACGUCAACUUGGCCAGCCUCGUACCUGCGCUCUGUGAGAUCUUGUUGGACUGUUCCAUGUUGGCCCACCUGUGCAGUUCUUACCUGUGUCUGCGUCGGGCCGUGGUGGCGUGUCUGCGGCAGCUCGUCCAGCGGGAGGCGCUGGAGGUGUCCGAACACGCCGUGACUCUGGUCAAAGAGCUGCCGAGACGAGACAACACACAGCUGGACGUCACCAUAAAGGAGGUCGGCCUGGAAGGAGCCCUGUUCACUCUGCUGGACCGGGAGUCAGAUCCGGGUCUGAGGAGGGACAUCCAGGAGACUCUGGUCCACAUGAUCGCCUCCAGCGCCACCAGUGGUAAACUGGGACACUGGCUCAAACUGUGCAAGGACGUCCUGUCUGCGACCACCGACUGUCGGGCUCCGGUUGAGGCGAGUCAGGAGGACGAGGAGGCGGACCCCGCCAGAGACGACGACUCCUCUGCUUUCAGAGCUCGGUCGGAGUCCGGCGGCCCCUUCACGGCGCUGCGCUGGGCCACGCGCCGCUUCGCCAUGGAGUGCGUGUGUCGCAUCGUAGCUCAGUGCGAGACCGCAGACCCGGCUCACUUCGACAUGGCUCUGGCUCAGGAGCGCCGCCUGCACGAGUCCACUGACUUCCUGGUCCUCCAUCUUGGCGACCUGGUCCGCAUGGCGUUCAUGGCAGCGACAGACCACAGCGACCGGCUGCGGCUGGCGGGUCUGCAGACCCUGCUGGUGAUCAUCAGACGCUUCUCAUCCAUCCCCGAGCCGGAGUUCCCCGGUCAUGUGAUCCUGGAGCAGUACCAGGCUAACGUCGGAGCUGCUCUCAGACCAGCCUUCAGUGCUGAUGCUCCUCCUGAUGUCACAGCCAAGGCCUGCCAGGUCUGCAGUGCCUGGAUUGCGAGCGGCGUGGUCAGCGACCUGCGUGACCUGCGGCGCGUCCAUCAGCUCUUGGCCUCCUCAUUGGCUAAAGUCCAGGCCGGGAGGGACGCGUCCAGCCUGCUGUACAGCGAGGCCACAGCCACGAUGGAAACACUGGCUGUGCUGAAGGCCUGGGCCGAGGUUUACAUCGUAGCCGUUCAGAGCAGCAGACAGAAGGAGAGCUUCGAUAGGACGGCCGACCUGUCCGUCUCCUCGCUGGCCAAUGACAGCUCGGGCUCUGACUCAGACGGCGCGGGCCUUCUGAAGUUGGUCCAAUCAGAUCUAUCGACGCUGAGCCGUCUGUGGUUGGCGGCGCUGCAGGACUACGCCCUGCUGACCCUCCCACGGGAGUACGCAUCGCAGUUACCUGCGACAGGAGGUUCUUUCUACACAGCAGAGACAGUGAAACAGGCCAGAGCUCAUUACUCCUCCUCCUGGGCUCCCAUCCUCCACGCCACCUCCCUCUGGCUCCACAGCACCGGUUUCGUGAUGUCAGACGACACACCCGCCAACCUCUCCAGGCCGGCCACGCCCACCUCCAUGGGACACACUGGCUCUGUGGGCGGAGCCAAGAGUCCAGAGGACAUCAACACCGACAGACUGCAUCUCAUAUUGGGGAUCAGUGUGGAGUUCCUGUGUUCUCCGCACUCUGAGGACCAGAUGGAGAACAUCACUUCCUGUCUGCGAGCUCUGCAGGCGCUGCUGGACGUCUUCUGGCCCCGAGCCAAGAUCGGAAAUGACCAGGCUUUGAGCGUGGAGCUGCUCAGCGUCCUCCACAGACUGAUGGUGACCCGAGAGUCGGCGUCGGUUCAGCUCGCCGUGUUGGAUUUACUGCGACAGAUUGUGACGGCGGCUCAGGAGCACGUCAGGGAGAAACGCCACAGUGCAGAGGUGGACGACGGUGCGGCGGAGAAGGAGACGCUGCCGGAGUUCGGUGAGGGACGGGAUACCGGCGGUUUGAUUCCUGGACGCUCGCUGGUGUUCGGAGCGCUGGAGCUCUGCCUCUGCGUGCUGGUCCGGAAACUUCCACAGCUCAGCCCCAAACUGGCUGGAACCAGCCCGACAGGUCCUGGAGGUUCAGUCUGGAGUCUGACUGACAGUGACUGUCAGCUGGUGUCUUCAGCUCUGUGUGUCCUCUCCGAGCUGCCGUCUGUUUGCUCCCCUGAAGGCAGCGUGUCCAUCCUCCCCACUGUCCUCUACCUGCUGCUGGGAGUCCUCCGAGAGCUGGUCCAGCAGCCCAGUUCACACACUGGUGCCCCGGUGGCGGGCGUGGCGGGUGCGGCGGGUGCGGCGGGCAGCGCCGGUCUCGGCUCGGUGGUCCAGGCGGCUCUUCAGGCUCUGAAGUCCGUGGUGACGUCUCCGAUGAGCCGACAGGAGAAGAGUCGAGGAGCCUGGAACCUCCUGCUGAGAUCGGCUCUGAACACUCUGCUGGGACUCUGGGACGCUGGAGACGCCGCCGUCGAUCAGAUCAGCCUGCUCACGGCUCUGACCGUCUUCCUGCUGUCUGCCGGUCCCGACGUCUGCGCCGUCGAGCCGCUGCACACGCUCUGUCUGCAGCGCUUCACCGCCGGCGCGGACGCCAAAGACCCGCUGGUCGUGAGUCGCUGUUAUCAGCUGUUGACGUCAGUGUUCCAGGCGCCGCCCGCCGUGGCCGUCCCGUUCAUCCGGGCGCUCGCACCGCCGCUGGUCCGAUUCCUCCAGAAGGUGGAGAGGAGUCGUCCUCAGAGUCCAGAGGAGCUGCUGAGCGUCCUGGAGGGGGUCCGAGCCAUGGAGGCCGUGGUCCAGGCUGCGGACGAGUCACAGCGUCCUCAGCUGGCGGCCAUCUUGUUGCCCCUCCUCAUCUCCUUCCUCCUGGAUGAAAACGCUCUGGCCUCGGCCCCCGCGGCGUCCCGGUCUCUCCAUGAGGCGGCGCUCAAGGACCUGAUGCGUCUCAGCCCCCAGCACUCAGCCGUCUUCAGGUCUCUCAUCGCGUCGUCUCCUCACCUGAAGUCUCGCCUGGAAGCCGCCGUCAAAGGAAACCAGGAGAGCCUGAAUGCUAAAGCUAGCAGCGCUAACGCCGCCGGCCGCAGUGCCGCCAAGUCCUCCCCCAGCAUCACGCUGAAAACCAACUUCCUGUAAGAUGGCUCACCGUGGCGGCGCGUUACGGUGCUUUCACUGUCCCCUCGGACAAAUGGACCCUCUGUCGUCUGAGAAUCUGAACGGUAGCAUGAAGAACAAAUCAAGCGGUGAGACGGACACGCCGCCACGUUGGAAGAAAGUUUUAUUGUGACAUCACUUCCUCUUUCAUGAAUUCUGGCUGAAUGUUUAACGUUCAGGGCGACAAUCUGUGGCGUCAUCAUGGCGGAUCCAACAUGGCGGUGUGUUCCUCUGAUCCAGUUCUGAUGGUUUAAACUACUUCCUGUUCUGCUCCAGAUUCCGUCUCCACAGAAAGUCUCAGCUGUCACUUCGUCUCCGUGGUACUACGCCAUCAGUCAGAUUAGAACGAACCAUCAACUCGUUUUCAUCCGCGGCCUCACGUUUAGUCCGCUCUCGCCAAUUCUCCGUGCUCGAUCAUCAGAGACCGACGCGUCUGCCUCGCUCUAAACUCUGAUGUGUCGCCAUGGCAACAGAUGUUUGAAGCUUGAAGUAAAAACUACGACGUCGGUUGAAGAAAGGGUCUGACGGCAGCGUCCAGCCCUGUCGUUGUUGCUCCUCACGGCAGUAGUCCCGCCCAUGGCACUGAUUGGCUAAUCGUUAGCCCGCCGCGGCGCUCAUUGGAUCGCCUGUUUUGUCACACGAGAAACGCCGUUUGAUGAAUCAGGUCAGAAGGUUUGCAGCCAAACACGUGAAACAUGAGAUUCAGCUGCCGAAGAAAACUGACCGGCAGUGCUUCCAGUUACUGAGUGUCCCUGAACGCAGCAUAAAGGCUGAUUUGAGGACAUGUUGAACGAGUUUGUUCUUCUUCUCUGAUGUUAAUGGACGUUAACCAGAGCCGAUCAUCAUCAUCAGUGAUUGAUUAUCAGCUGAUUGUUUCAGCUCUGCAGUGAGAUGAAGUGACAGCUGACGGAGGAUUUGUUGAACCAUCAGCAGUGAUCAGAGAUAUUGAUGAUUUAUUGAUAAGAGGAGGAAAUCGAAGCAGAAUGGUUGUUUCCUGUUUCUCCAGAUGUUCAUUAACUGGUAAAAACAGCUGCUUCGGUUCUACCAGUGGACAGCUUUCGGCUGCGCUGAGAUCAGCUGCGACGGCUUCACGUUUCACAUCAGAAACACGUGUACAAACAGGAAGCUGCAGCAGCCCUGACCGUCUGUGACGAUCAGUCCAAACGUCUCCAUCCAGAAUCAGACGAGAACACGAACGAGCUCAAGUUCAACCGAUGUUUUUAUAGAACAGAGGAGAGAAGCUGAAGAUGCUGCGUUUUCAUUAACACACACACACACACACACACACACACACACACACACACACACAGGGCAUUACAUUUCAACUGAAGGAUUAACUUUUAAUUAGUAAAUAAGAAGAAGACGUUAUAGAAUAUAAUUAAUAUUCUAAGUAUAGAAGUCAAUUUGGAAAAAGUCAAAAUCUUUCGUCCACCUGUUCAAAAUGUUUAAAGAGAAACUAGUCGUUAGUCACAGUAUUCUUUUACAAGCGUAAAGUGUCACAGAGUGUUUUUAGAUGCUUAAAGGAAGUAAUAAAUAACAUGACCUCGACAUGUGACACGUUGUCAUGGCGGCGCAGCACCAGACACCGAGGAGCCGAGGACGCGCUGCUGCGAGUCAGAUUUUUUUCUGUUGAUUUAAAUAAACUAAAAGUAAAAAGUUCAGUUUAAUUAUCAGAACAGACUUUGGUCUCGACACCUGUGCAGUACCUGCAGUGGACGACCAAUCACAGGGAAGCAUUCUGAGGCUUCUCUGAGACCUUGACUCCACCCGCCUGGGCUGUGCAGGUACAGCAGCGCUCACAGCGUCUGUGCUGUUUGAUCAGGUCUGUCAGGGAGAGGAAACGUUCACUCUGAGGCUUUUAUUUUGAAGUCAUCUUCGUCAUCUUCGUGUCGAGUCUGCGGUAUAAUAAGCUCUGUGUUCAUUUUAACAAUGAACAGAGGUCAAAGGUCACGAGGACUCGUCUUCCUCUGACCCUUCAGUGAAUGUCAGUGAUGGAGAGGAGCUCGGAAAAUGAAUGAGAUUUUUUAGUAAAGCGAUGAUUUGUUGGGUUUAAUCUUGUCAAAUAAAAACACGAGCUGAUGACUCUUUGAUUGUAAUCAGUUACGGUGGCCUGGAAGGGACAAGUGUCUUCAGCACUUCAGCUGAACAGCAGUACAGCGUCACGACGUGGCGACCACCACGUCACAACAUCCACCACGUCAUGUCCAAGCAGACAGGAAGCGGAAAGAAUGAUUUUAAAGGACUUUUAUUUUCUGCGAAUGUGAAUGUUCAUAUCAGAGAAGAAUAAAAACAUUUCUAACAGACAAAAACACUAAAGAUUUACCUGCAAUAAGUGUAUGAGCCAGGUGAGCUGUGUGCUUCUCUCUGCCACACACACACACACACACACACACACACACACACCUGCUGUGUGGGAGCUCACCUGGCGGCUGCUCUGUGACCUGUACAGGUGUGACCUGAAUGAAUGAGGUAACAUGUUGUUUUCUAACAGCGGUGAGUGAAUAAAACCUG